This is a messenger RNA of Aureobasidium pullulans EXF-150, 1602 nucleotides long. RefSeq names its product amidase signature enzyme. The record is from RefSeq and is a predicted model, not a curated record. Bases 1 to 1602 code for a protein of 533 amino acids. The transcript is spliced from 2 exons. Gene Ontology annotation, molecular function: catalytic activity. Lineage: Eukaryota; Fungi; Ascomycota; Dothideomycetes; Dothideales; Saccotheciaceae.
AUGUCAGUCUUCUCCCUCGAUGCCAAGCAGGGGAACCCUGUGACCACGGAGACACUCGAGGACCUGUGCUCUCAGCUAGGAGUGAAAAUAUAUGGAACCGAGAAGGAAGAUUAUCGUCGUCUACUGGCUGUCUUUCAUGAUGCGAGUGAACAGUUGAUGGCGAUGGAUGACUAUGUUCCUCCAGUGGACGAGGAGAGAUUCUCCAGGGAGAACAUCCACUUUCCUAAGAAGACAGAGAAUCAACAUGGCGCUUGGGCAUGGAAGUGCACAGUCACAGAUAAGCAGCCCAAAGGUGGCAAACUCCAAGGCAAGACGUUCGCUUUGAAGGACAACGUCGCUCUGAAAGGGGUGCCGAUGCUUCUGGGCACCAACUUCAUCAAAGACUACGUACCUGAUUGCGAUGCCACUGUUGCGACGCGAAUCUUGGAAGCUGGGGGUACAAUUCUCGGAAAAGCCGUCUGCGAGAAUAUGUGCCAUAGCGCUACAAGUCACUCUUCUGGAACUGGAGUAGUCGAAAAUCCAUUUGCCAAAGGCUACAGUUCAGGCGGAAGCUCAAGCGGAUCAGGCGUUCUUGUUGCGCUCGGCGAAUGUGAUGGAGCUAUUGGAGCAGAUCAAGGCGGUAGCAUUCGUGUCCCAGCGGCCAAUUGUGGCAUCGUCGGUCUGAAGCCAACGUUCGGUCUCGUACCUUACACUGGUAGCGGUUCAAACGAGCCUACCAACGAUCACCUUGGUCCGAUGACUCGCACUGUUCUCGAGAAUGCCAUCUUCCUGGAGGCAAUUGCAGGUACCGACAACAUUGAUGAUCGCUCAUUCGCUGCCCCACACCCUUCCAGGGUUCCAACAUACAGUUCAAUAUCAGAUCUUCCCACCGACAAACCGCUGUUGGGAAAGAAACUCGGUAUCAUUACAGAAUCUCUUUCUUUGCCAGCUCUGGACCCUCGCGUCAUCGAAACAUUUAGGUCCGCCGUUUCCAAGUUUGAGGAACUCGGUGCAACCGUCGAAGAAGUUUCUAUUCCAAUCCACUCUAAAGGCGCAGCAAUCUGGACCGGUGUCUCGAAAGUAGGAGGAUAUCUCGCCAAAACAUCAGGUCCAUUUGGUAGACGUGGCCAUCAAAUGCUCAGCCUAAACUCGAAACUUCAUCCGAUGGGUCAAGAGAACUGGGAUAACGCGUAUGUCUCGACAAAGAACAUUUAUCUCAACGGACUCUAUGCUGUACAAAACUUCCCGCUUCUUCUGGCCAAGGCGACAAACUUGUCGCGUCAGUUGCGAGAUGCGUAUGAUGCAGCACUCGAGAUCUACGACAUCCUACUCACGCCGACACUUCCUUACGUCGCAACGAGCCAUGCUGCACCAGACGCUACUCCGAUUGAGCAGAUCACCAAGCAAAUCGGAUUGACAACCAACACUGCACCUUUCAAUCAAAGCGGUCAUCCUGUGCUUGCUAUGCCCAUUGGAAUGUUGGAAGUUGUGGAGGGCCCAAGUGUGGAAGCUAAGGUGAAACUUCCUGUCAGUAUGCAGGUGAUAGGAAAGUGGUGGAAUGAGAUGACCGUGUAUGAAGUUGCACAUGCUUGGGAAAGAGCGAACGACUGGAAGACAAUGUAA